GUAGCUUCAUGUCGAUGAAUUGAAUUAAUUGAAUGCAAACAUCAUGGCCGACAAAAUAGAAGACAAACAAGAUGAAGUGGUAUUUCCUGAAAAUGUGGACCAGGCAAUAAUUAAGCAGAUUCAAGAUAUAGAACGUGAGGUUGCAGAGCAAAAUACAUUAAUCAGUGAUCUAGAAGAUAUAUCAUGUUUAAAGGCAGAAUAUUCCAAUGAAGAUGAAGUGUAUCAAAGAAAAAUAGAGCAUCUGUCUUCACAGUAUGAUAAAAUAAGAAGGGUACGAGGUGAUGGAAAUUGCUUCUUCAGAUCGUUUGGCUUUGGUUGUGUUGAAUACUUUGCAAAUAAUUUAGAUGCUUUAGACAGGUUUAUCUCUUUUGCUGAAAGAACAAAGGAUGAAUUAAUACAGCUUGGAUACCAGAGUUACACAGUUGAGGAUUUUUAUGAAACAUUUGUAGAUACGCUAGAGAUGCUGAAAAAAGGAUCAACUGUAGAAGAGAUGUUGAAGGUGUUUCGAGAUCAAGCUCUCUCCGACUACUUUGUUGUUUAUCUUCGUUUGAUGGUUUCAAAUUAUCUUCAACAAAACGCCGAGUUCUUUUCUGCGUUCAUUGAAGGAGAAGGGGGCAUGAAGGAUUUUUGCGCACAUGAAGUUGAACCAAUGGCAAAAGAAAGCGAUCAUAUACACAUAACUGCCCUCACAAAUGCCUCUGGAAUAUGUGUCAGGGUUGUCUACAUGGAUCGCGGUGGAUCGGCUAUUGUUAAUGACCACGAUUUCCCGGAAGACGGAUCUGCACCUAAGAUGUGCCUCCUUUACAGUCCUGGGCAUUAUAACAUCCUAUACCCUACGAAUGAUAACAAGCAAGAGGAGAAUAGUUGACAGAUGAACGAAUAGAAUUUAUAGUCAUAGUGUUAAUUAUUCAAGUACUUGUCAGGUAGGAAACUGACGAAAAACUAAUUGUUUCGGACAUUGUAAUUAUAAUUUUCCAGUUUCAAGAAUUAUGAAUGUCUUUUAUCUGCUUGACUUCUUAGAAAUGAUUCAAGAUUGCGGUCACAUUCCUGACUGCAUUUUCCAAUGUAUUAAAAUUUAUGUGACAGUUUUAUUUGUCUGUUUUAAACAAAGUUGGA
Messenger RNA from Rhopilema esculentum, 1116 nucleotides. NCBI's taxonomy places the organism in Eukaryota, Metazoa, Cnidaria, Scyphozoa, Rhizostomeae, Rhizostomatidae. The record is from RefSeq and is a predicted model, not a curated record.